Messenger RNA from Dovyalis caffra, 1023 nucleotides. NCBI's taxonomy places the organism in Eukaryota, Viridiplantae, Streptophyta, Magnoliopsida, Malpighiales, Salicaceae. The record is from the annotation of a GenBank genome assembly.
AUGGCAACAUUAGCAACAUCAACACUUGUGUACUCUACUCCUGUAAGAAUCAAAACUAGUUCAAGGUCAAGUUCAAGAACAUGCAAGAAAACAUUUCCUUUCCCUAUCACUAGAGCUGACAGUUCUUCUCUUCUCCUCCAUGCAGCUAAGCACACUGUUUUCAGUACCAAGAAAUCAGUUUAUGUUCUUGAUGUGAUUUGGGAUUGCAUUGUUUAUAGGUUUCUUGAAUUGGAUUUGAUUUGGGAUUGCAUUUUUAACGUUGAUACAUACAUACGAAAUGGCAUGGUUGUUGGUUUAGGGUCUGGAAAGGCUUCUGGUAUGGCUAUACAAUAUUUGAGUCGGCAACUCCGAAAAGGUGCUUUAAAAGAUUUAGUAGGAGUACCCAUGUCUGUAGAAAGUGCAAGUGAAGCAGCAAAGGCUGGCAUCCCACUGGACGUAUACCGAGAUGGUUCACAAAUUGAUUUUGCAUUUGAUGAUGCUGAUAUCAUAGAAGAAGAAACACUCAUUGCAGUCAUUGGUCGUGGGAAAUCACAAGCUGAGGAGUCCAUCAUUCAAGAGAAGUCAAUACUCAAUGCAGCCAGUAAGCUUGUAUUCAUGAUUAUGGAAAACCAGUACAAAGGAGGUCUAGAAGGUUCUAUACCGGUUUUGGUUGAAGCCCUGAACUGGAUGGAAACUGCUGAAGAGAUUGACGACCUGUUUGUAGGUGAUGCAGAGGUAUGGAGGAGAUCAUUGAUAGGACAAGCAGGCCCGAUGGGAGGCGAUUUCCCUGUAAUUACUAGAGAAGGUCACAACAUUCUUGAUGUAAUCUUCACAUCUCCAAUACAAAGCCUUGCUGACAUAGCCAAAAGUCUUGAUAAAGUUGAUGGCGUUGUCGAUCACGGAGUCAUUUCCAAGUUCCCGUUAGUUCUCUUGUCUCUUUUCAAACUCUUACUUGUUUUCUCAUAUCUGUUUACUUACACAGAUGGUUGUAACAACGUAGACUACAGAACAUUUUUGCAACUUCUUCUGGUUUAUGCCUCAUAG